Molecule: messenger RNA, 695 nt
Organism: Neodiprion fabricii
Lineage: Eukaryota; Metazoa; Arthropoda; Insecta; Hymenoptera; Diprionidae
Gene: osi
Product: electron transfer flavoprotein regulatory factor 1
Exons: 2
Coding region: 271-513 (80 amino acids)
Biological process (GO): respiratory electron transport chain
Cellular component (GO): mitochondrion
Source: RefSeq, a predicted model, not a curated record
UUGGCGUGAUAAGUGUAUUUCGGAAGGCAUCCCAGUUGUCCAAUUUUCACUAGCGUCGCCGACUCCAAAUAUCCGAACAAAUCCGAGAACCUCCGAGCUUUGUCGAAACAGUGCACUCUGAACACUCUGAACCCAAGAUCAGUAGGUUGAAUUGUCGCGCAGUAACAGAAUAUCAAGCGUGGAGGUAUGUUGUAAAGCCUAGUUGGGAGCAGUCCAGAGGUAUAAUUGAUACAAAUCCUACAGACAAUGUUUAAAAACAAGUUGUGAAUAAUGGCGCAGCGAACAAAAGUAAUCGAGUUGUACAAAACGCUGCUGCACUUGGGGAAAGAUUAUCCAAAGGGAUACACUUACUUUCGUACAAACCUAAAAAAGAUAUUUACGAAAAACAAAGAUGAAAAUGAUCCACAAAAAAUUGAAAAAAUGUUGGAGCAUGGACAGUACGUGAUUAAAGAAUUGGAGGCUCUUUAUAUGCUUCGGAAAUAUCGAACCCUAAAGAAAAGAUAUUACAGUUAAAAAUAGUUUAGACUUUAUCAAAUAACCUAGCUAAGAAGACUGUCGAGUACGAUUGAUAAGGACUGACAAUUGUAACAAUCCUGUCUUCUAUAGUGUAUAUAUAAUAUCUUGUGGUUCAUAUAUAUUAGUUCUAUUAUUAAUGCAGUUGGCAGCGUAUAGAAUACAGAAGAUUCCAAAUUUUA